UCCUCACCGGCUCGCGUGAACAUUUGAGGUCAAGUCUACAUUGUGCGUCUACGACUGAUCAUCGCCAGAAACAUCCCUUUAAAACCGGCGUUUGGACAGCAAACAGACUCUGAAACGCAAUAGCAGGCAGAGCGACACAUUUAAGACAGGCGCAAUAAUAAAUUAACCAUGAACGGUCAAAUAAACGGUUUCCACAACUCCCUCAUCGAUGAAGACUGCUUUUUGUUCACGUCGGAGUCCGUCGGUGAAGGACACCCCGAUAAGAUUUGUGACCAGAUCAGUGACGCCGUGUUGGACGCCCACCUCAAACAGGAUCCUGAUGCCAAAGUAGCAUGUGAGACAGUUGCCAAGACUGGAAUGAUCUUAUUGGCUGGUGAGAUCACCUCCCAUGCUUCAGUUGACUAUCAGAAGGUUGUCAGAGAUACCAUCAAGCACAUUGGCUACGAUGACUCUUCCAAAGGGUUUGACUACAAGACCUGCAAUGUGCUUGUGGCUCUUGAGCAGCAGUCACCUGAUAUUGCUCAAGGGGUUCAUCUUGACCGCAGUGAGGAAGAUGUUGGAGCCGGAGACCAGGGCCUGAUGUUUGGUUAUGCUACUGAUGAGACCGACGAGUGCAUGCCGCUUACCAUCGUUCUGGCACACAAGCUGAACGCUAAAAUGGCUGAGCUUCGCCGUAAUGGCACUCUGCCUUGGCUGCGCCCUGACUCCAAGACCCAGGUGACCGUCCAGUACAGACAGGACCGUGGGGCUGUGCUUCCAGUACGUGUGCACACCAUCGUCGUGUCUGUUCAGCACGAUGAUGUGGUCUGCCUGGAUGAGAUGCGUGAUGCUCUGAAGGAGAAGGUGGUGAAGGCUGUUGUGCCCAGCGUCUAUCUGGAUGAUGACACAAUUUAUCAUCUUCAGCCCAGUGGACGCUUUGUCAUCGGAGGCCCACAGGGAGAUGCAGGUUUGACCGGCCGCAAGAUCAUUGUGGACACUUAUGGAGGUUGGGGUGCCCAUGGAGGCGGGGCUUUCUCUGGAAAGGAUUACACCAAAGUCGACCGCUCCGCUGCGUAUGCUGCCCGCUGGGUAGCCAAGUCUCUAGUCAAGGCUGGCCUGUGCAAACGUGUGCUGGUCCAGGUGUCCUAUGCUAUUGGAGUGGCCCAUCCCCUGUCCAUUUCCAUUUUCCACUAUGGUACCUCCCAGAGGACCGAGAAGGACUUGCUGGAUAUCGUGAAGAAGAACUUUGACCUUCGUCCUGGUGUGAUUGUCAGAGAUCUGGACCUGAAGAAGCCAAUCUAUCAGCGCACCGCAGCCUAUGGCCACUUUGGCCGCGAUUCCUUCCCCUGGGAAGUUCCCAAAAAGCUUAAAUACUAAAUCUGUAACCCCCCCUUCCUUUUCCUGGGCAGCAGGUGUGCAUUACAGAGAAACCUGCUUAAGCCCACGGAAGGGGGGAGAUGUACCAAAAUCCCUCAAUCCUAACCUCACACCCAUUCCCAAAGGUAAAUGUCCUCUCCCUGUACAACUUGACCUUCAACCCCAUUUCUUUUGCUGUGUUAUUUUUUAUUAUUUAGAAAGAUCUGUGGAUAUGGUGGCUUGCGUAGAUUUUGUUUGCUUUUUAAAGUUGAAUACGAAUGCCUUUUUCUCCACCCACCUUUCUUCGGUCCUUCCUACCUUACCUUACUUGCUUGAAAGAAUCAAGUGAUGGCACAAAUAAGGGUCAAAGGUUGUCGUGAUGCUAUCUAUGCAUUGCUGGCUGAAGCACUAACUAUAACUCCGCAACAUUGUGUUUUACCGACUAAACAAACCAACGCUUACCAUUUUCCAGGUUGGCCACUUUGAUAACGUAGAAACCGCCAUGAAUGGGAUCAAGACCUCUCGUGAAAUGUAGGCUGAAUGUCAAACUUUGUUUUUGGUUGGGUUUAACACAAACUCUGUUACUUUACAUAAUGCAGGGAUUGGAUUGAGAAAUUUUAAGGAGACUUUUACCCAAAAAAUGUGUACUGUCGUGGUGGCCGCGUCCAAGACCCUGCACGCCAUGUUUGUUUUUCUGACGUGAUACAGAGAAGUCAGAAGCUGCUAACAACCACCGUGGUUUUGCAGGACUCUUGACGUUACCAUUUCACACCCUCCUCCCAAACUACUAUAUUUUCAAUUGUGAUUCCACAUAAGACCUUCUGAUCGCUGUAAUGUGAUAUUCUACUAGACCACGGUGGGGGCAAAGCACUCCCCCUCUGUGCACCGCGAUAGCGGGCGUAGCUACAGAGAAGCCCUGCUCCCUCGCUGUCACAGAGGGGCUGCCUCCACCUCUUAAAUUGCUCCGUACUUGAAAAACGAAACCUAGUGUUUGCUCGGUGGUCCUCUUGAGUUCUGGCGUUGGUACAGAAAAGCCUGGAACCUCAAAGCGACCACCUUUAUUCUAUUUUGUACAUGAAAGGAAUUGUUUUUAAGGAAAACGAAUACUUUUUCAGUUGCGUGCCGCCCGUGUGGCUUCCCUCGGUGUCCUACAGAAAGCUGUGGGCUCUUGCCACAGGGGCCGGCCUUGGUAGCUGUGACCAUUGUUACUUUUUACAAAAGCAGUAGAUAAGACUGACCAUGCGAUUUCACGCACAUGUUUUAUGUUAAGGACCCCCAUCGUUCCCGCAGACAGAAGCAAAUCUGGCUGGUGUUGUACAGAGAAACCGGCUUCGUUUACAUGCUCUCUCUGUUGGGUUGCUUUGGGCUGCAGUCAUUUUAUAAUUCAUCAUCGUUUUUAUUUUUGUUUUGUUUUUUAAUUCAAGAGAUUUGGUGUAUCAGACUGGUUACUGAAAGAGAAGUGCCUUUUUUUCUGUUUUUCCCCUUCGUUACUCCUCUCUGUUCUUGCCUUUUCCCACUUUUUUGUUUACCUGCUCUCCUUCCUUCUUGAGUUACCUGUUGUGAUGCGUAUAAAUCUACAGCAAACUCCUUGAAAUUCCUUCCUUUCAAUGAUCCAUGAUGGUUCUGUCCUUUAUAUCCGUAAACUGAAUAAAAUUCUGCCCCUUAAACUGA
This is a messenger RNA of Paramisgurnus dabryanus, 3006 nucleotides long. It is a transcript of the gene mat2aa, whose product is annotated as methionine adenosyltransferase 2Aa. Gene Ontology annotation, biological process: S-adenosylmethionine biosynthetic process. NCBI's taxonomy places the organism in Eukaryota, Metazoa, Chordata, Actinopteri, Cypriniformes, Cobitidae. The record is from RefSeq and is a predicted model, not a curated record. Gene Ontology annotation, molecular function: ATP binding; methionine adenosyltransferase activity.